GUCGCUGUAUUGUGCAACAUUUAUCAUCACAUAACUUUAGUGUGUAUAUCUGAUAAUACGCUGUAUGCUUCCGUUGGAUCAAGCGAGAGAAUAUAGAAGAAAAAAUUGUUGUUUAUGCCAUAAAUCGAUCUUCCUGCUUUCUCUUUCUUCGCGGUAUAUGGCGACUUAUUUGCUAUAAGGUGUUAAGAGUUGCAAGCAUACAGAAAUGCAAUUAUAAGUGAAAACAUAAUCUGGUGCAGUGGAAAACUGAUCAUUGGUAAUUUUUACAUCAUUAGUACCUCAACUUCUAGGUGAAUUUUCCAUGACAAUAAAGCUUAUUUCUUGUCCGAAAUAUACCUUUAUGUCAAAUCUUCAGAAAAAUGGCAGAAAUUUUAUCCAACCAAUUACCAAUCAACGUGAACCAGAUGACUAACUUGGAAUACCACUAUAAAAUGUCCACCAACAGCAUCAACGAUUUUUAUAAAAGCUCAAAUGUACUUAUCACUGGAGGAACAGGCUUUGUUGGGAAAGCUCUUCUGGAAAAACUGUUAAGAUCCUGCCCUGGCAUACAGCGUAUCUAUCUAUUAAUGAGAUCGAAAAAGGGGAGGAAUGUUAACGAAAGAUUAGAUGAGCUGUUGAAAAAUCCAGUCUUUGGGCGCUUAAGAGAAGAAAAUGACGACAUAUUUAUGAAAAUUAGACCAAUUUUAGGAGAUAUUUCACUAGUUAAUUUAGGAAUGUGCAACCAAGAUCUAUUAGAAUUGGUAGAAAAUGUUGACAUCGUUUUCCAUUCGGCAGCUACAGUAAAAUUUAACGAAGAUCUCAAGCAGGCCUUGAUUUACAAUGCGUUAGGAACCAAAAGGAUAUUGGACUUUUGUUGUCUUUUAAAACAGCUAAAGAGUUUUGUAUAUGUAUCAACAGCAUUCAGCAACCCGGAUAAAGAGAACAUAAGUGAAUCUGUAUACGAAGCGCCUUAUAACCCAGAAGAUAUUUUUACUCUAAUAGAAGAUCUUUCCAAAGAUUCGUUCGACAUGUUAUCCCACAAGCUGUUAGGUAAUCAUCCAAAUACAUAUACUUAUACAAAAGCAAUGGCUGAACAAAUGGUUCUAAUGUUUUCAAAUCGAAUACCUUCAGCAAUUGUAAGACCCUCAAUUAUCACAGCAGCUUGGAGAGAACCUUAUCCAGGUUGGGUUGAUAGCGUUAGUGGAAUUACUGGAGUUUUUAUGGAGUGUGGACGAGGCACCAUUAAGUCAGUCCUGUGUAACGAAAAGUAUAAAAUGGAUAUUAUUCCAGUGGACAUAGUUGUAAAUACUUUAAUCACCUCUGCUUGGCACACAGUCUAUCAUAGGUCCAGUUCCUUAAGAGUCUAUAACUGUACAAGCGGACAAAUUAAUCCAAUUACAUGGCGCGAUUUUAAAAACCUAACCUUAAAAUACUCUAGGGAAUCACCGAGUAAAUAUGUGACCUGGUACCCAGGAUUCACGUACAGAACUAGUAAAUCACUACACAAACUUUUCGCUACAAUGUACCAUAUAGUACCCUCCGCCGUUUUGGAUGCAUAUUUACUAUCCACAAGACGAAAACCAAUGAUGCUAAAAAUAAGUACAAAAUUCUACGACGCCUUGUUAGCAGGCAGUUUUUUCUCUACCAAUGAAUGGAACUUCCAAGUCUCCACAAUGAAGAGUUUAACCAAGGUUGUAAAUGGUGCAACAGAUGGUGCAAAUUUUGAGACCAACUUUAAGUCAGAAAAUGGUUUUACCUGGGAGGAAUAUGUCCAAUGUUUCCACCUAGGAGUUCGACAGUACAUCUUAAAAGACAAACCGACAAGUUUAGUAGAAGCUAGAAAGAAAUUAAAAAGGCUAUAUUGGUUUCAAAAAAUGUUGGAGCUACUAUUUUUCUACACCGUUUUGCGAAUAUGUUUCCCAUAUAUUUACAACUGGACCUAUAAAUUAUUUCAAUAAAUUUAGUAUUAAGUGCUUACAAUGAAUGUAUUAUUCCCUUAACAAAUAAAAUGUACGUUAA
Molecule: messenger RNA, 1998 nt
Organism: Diabrotica virgifera virgifera (western corn rootworm)
Lineage: Eukaryota; Metazoa; Arthropoda; Insecta; Coleoptera; Chrysomelidae
Product: putative fatty acyl-CoA reductase CG5065
Exons: 10
Coding region: 360-1937 (525 amino acids)
Biological process (GO): long-chain fatty-acyl-CoA metabolic process
Cellular component (GO): peroxisome
Molecular function (GO): alcohol-forming very long-chain fatty acyl-CoA reductase (NADP+) activity
Source: RefSeq, a predicted model, not a curated record